AUGUUAGCGAGCUGCUUUUUCACCGGCAGUCAGGCACAGUCUCCACUGACCCAGAAUGUGACAGCGGUUGAAGGAGGAACUGCAACAUUGACCUGCAAGGUGGACCAAAAUGACAACACCUCCCUCCAGUGGUCAAAUCCAGCUCAGCAGACCCUUUAUUUUGAUGAUAAGAAAGCUCUGAGGGAUAAUCGGAUUGAGCUGGUCCGGUCUUCAUGGCACGAGCUGAGCAUUAACAUCAGUGAUGUCACACUGUCAGAUGAAGGGCAGUACACGUGUUCCCUGUUCACUAUGCCUGUGAAGACUGCCAAAGCCUUUCUCAUAGUACUGGGUGUCCCUCAGACCCCUGUAAUAAGUGGUUUCAAAGGACCAGUCAAUGAAGGGGCCUUGGUGGAACUGACUUGUACCACGAUUGGUAGUAAACCAGCUGCUAACAUCCGAUGGUUCAAAGGUGAUAAGGAGAUUCGAGAUGUGCCCUCGACAAAAGAGCCGGACUCCAAAGGGAAGACCUUCACAGUGAGCAGUACACUGGGACUUCAGGUGGAUCGGAAUGAUGAUGGUGUCAUUGUGAGCUGCACUGUGGACCAUGAGUCCCUAAGAUCAUCACCACAAGUGGCCAAGCAAGUUCUUGACAUUCAAUAUGUACCUUCGGUGAAGAUUGACUUCUCCAGGAACUUUGCACGAGAAGGUGAUGAAUUGAGGCUAGAGUGUCGUGCUACUGGGAAUCCAACACCUGAGGCUGUGAAGUGGAAGAAGGAUGGGGCUGAGCUACCUGACCCUGACAGGAUGGUGGUGGAGGGAAAUGUACUUAUCAUCAGUGCCCUGAAUAAAACCGACAAUGGCACGUAUUACUGUGAGGCCGCAAACACCAUGGGUCACAACAGCGCCGAGUAUAUCCUCUUUGUAUAUGAUGCUCCCAUCUCUCCGUCUCCCACUAUCAACGCCCCUUUCUCUCCCUCCACUAGAACAAUCACAACCCCCGUUACCAUAGCAACCAGCACCACCAAACUGACCGCAGUCUCCAGGGCCCGAGGUACACCCACAUCCCUCACCAGCCCGGCACAAGAUCCAAGUGCCCUGGCUGGACAGUCAGGACCUGAUCACGCUGUCAUAGGUGGAGUGGUGGCUGUUGUCGUCUUCAUCACCCUCUGUUUGAUAAUUGUCCUCGGUCGUUACCUGGCUCGGCAUAAAGGAACCUACCUGACAAACGAGGCUAAAGGAGCUGAGGAUGCACCAGACGCAGACACAGCGAUCAUCAACGCAGAGGGAAGCCAAGCCAAUGCAGAGGAUAAGAAGGAAUAUUUCAUCUGAAAAUCCAUCCAUUACUCAAAGAUCCAUUCAACUGCUCUUAGAAACUGGCUAUCAACAGGACUUAUUCAAUUAGCAAUCCAUG
Molecule: messenger RNA, 1390 nt
Organism: Carcharodon carcharias (great white shark)
Lineage: Eukaryota; Metazoa; Chordata; Chondrichthyes; Lamniformes; Lamnidae
Gene: cadm2b
Product: cell adhesion molecule 2b
Exons: 11
Coding region: 1-1308 (435 amino acids)
Source: RefSeq, a predicted model, not a curated record